Messenger RNA from Phascolarctos cinereus (koala), 1380 nucleotides. Its product is annotated as transmembrane and coiled-coil domain-containing protein 5B-like. Lineage: Eukaryota; Metazoa; Chordata; Mammalia; Diprotodontia; Phascolarctidae. The record is from RefSeq and is a predicted model, not a curated record.
AGAAGGAAGGAAUAGAAAGGGAGAAAAGGAAAAUGACUAGUAGAAAUAAAUGAAAAGUGAUCUUUAAAGUUAGGACUGAUGAUAUCUGGCUUCACUCUGAGCAUGAUGUGUGACUGAGGUUACCCAGGACAACAGAGUUAGGGAAGGUCAACUCAGGCAACAGCAAACACAGUGUUGAUUUCCUCCAGGCAGCCAUGCUCACCAUUUCCAUUUCUACCUGUCCAGGGCCUUAAAGAAGAAAAUCUAUAAUGGAAGAAAUUAGUCAAGGCUCACUGGAUGACAUUUCUCAAACUAAGGAAAUUCUGAGAUUGAAGCAGGCAAAAAAGAAUCUUGACAACCUGAAUCUGGAUCUUGAAAAGGAUAUGCUGAACCUAGAUGAGGCAAACCAGGACCUUGUUGUGCAAAUCAGAGAGAAAGAACUACAGAUUCAAAGUCUAGAAAAACAGAUCACCAAGUCAAUAGGCCUAGUUGGGGAAAGAGAUGAAUUUAACCACACAGCAUAUGAGAAGGAGGAAGCACUGAAAAAUCUGAAAUUGGAGACUGCAAAAUUGGAAAAGAGUAAUGAGAUACUGGCUAGGAAUGUGAAUGAGCUACGGGUGAAGCUUUCCAGGAAACUACCAGAGAAUUCGAAAGAAGUUGAAAAAGAAAACCUGAAACAGAUGUUGGAAGAAUCAAAGGUGAAAUUACAAAAGACCAUAACCUUCUAUGCAGAACAGGAAAAAGAACUGGCUAAGGUAAUAUCUGAAUACCAAUCUGUGGACCAACUCUGCAAAGAUCAGGCUUACUACAUAAAGAAAUACCAGGAAAUUCUGAGGCUGAUGGAGGAGGACAGAGAGAUUCUGCUCCUUGAAACAGAAAUAACCAAAGCCCAGAACAUAUACAAUCAAUCUAACUUGAUUCUGGAGGAGAACUUGUUUAGAAAAGGGCAAAGACAUUUUUGCCUCAGGAUUGCCCAGUUUGUCUUCUUGAUGGUCGUAUUUCUCACCAGGAUGCUGAGUUUUGGGAUUUUGUAUCUUCAUUUUAUAAAUCCAAAUUUUGUCCUGGACAAUCUGCCCAAGAUUAUGAAUAGAGACACUUUAUGUAGACUGAGGAACUUUCUACUUCCAUCUCUCAAUCUCCACAUACAGGACAUUUUGCCACACUAGUCCAAGAUUAGGCCCUUCACUCUAGAAGGUCCCAAGUCUCUUCCAAGUUACAAAAGGGAAGUGAUAAGCAGUCACCCAGGCUUUGAGUGAGAAUAGAAAGGCCACAAGGGUGGACAGCAAGAGUUGUUUGAGUCAGAGUUAUACACAGUACCCCGGUCCUCUGUCUUCUGCAUUCAUCAUUUUCUUUUGAUUCCCUUUGGGAUUUCUCUCUUGUAAUAAAAACUUGAUAAUUUAA